ACUGAUAAGAAGGAGAAAAUUUGCAUGUAAUGGUAAACUUGUUUCAAAGUACGGGAGACCACCUGAUUUUCCCUUUGACAGAGGGUCCUAGGGUUUCACCACAUGCUCUCUAAACAGGUUUUCUGUGUUUUAGGGAAAGAAGCUCAGAAAGGAUCCCUGCUCUUUGACGACCUUCCUCCAGCCAGCAGUACUGACUCAGGAUCAGGGGGACCUUUGCUUUUUGAUGAUCUCCCACCUGCUAGCAGUGGUGAUUCAGGUUCUCUUGCCUCAUCGAUACCCCAGAUGGUAAAGAAUGAAGGGAAAGGAGCAAAGAGAAAAACCUCCAAGGAGGAGAAGAAUGGCAGUGAAGAGCUUGUGGAAAAGAAAGUUUGUAAAGCUUCUUCGGUGAUCUUUGGUCUGAAAGGCUAUGUGGCUGAGCGGAAGGGUGAGAGGGAGGAGAUGCAGGACGCCCAUGUCAUCUUGAACGACAUUACUGAAGAGUGCCGGCCUCCAUCUUCCCUCAUUACUCGGGUUUCAUAUUUUGCUGUUUUUGAUGGACAUGGAGGAAUUCGAGCCUCAAAAUUUGCUGCACAGAAUUUGCAUCAGAACUUAAUCAGGAAAUUUCCCAAAGGAGAUGUAAUCAGUGUAGAAAAAACUGUGAAGAGAUGCCUUUUGGACACUUUUAAGCAUACUGAUGAAGAGUUCCUUAAACAAGCUUCGAGCCAGAAGCCUGCCUGGAAAGAUGGGUCCACUGCCACAUGUGUUUUGGCUGUAGACAACAUUCUUUAUAUUGCCAACCUUGGAGAUAGUCGGGCAAUCCUGUGUCGUUACAAUGAGGAGAGUCAGAAACACGCAGCCUUGAGCCUCAGCAAAGAGCAUAAUCCAACCCAGUAUGAAGAACGAAUGAGAAUACAGAAGGCUGGAGGAAAUGUCAGGGAUGGGCGUGUCUUGGGUGUGCUGGAGGUGUCCCGCUCCAUUGGGGAUGGUCAGUACAAGCGCUGUGGUGUCACUUCUGUGCCAGACAUCAGACGUUGCCAGCUGACCCCCAAUGACAGGUUCAUUUUGCUGGCCUGUGAUGGACUCUUCAAGGUUUUUACCCCAGAAGAAGCCGUGAACUUCAUCUUGUCCUGCCUUGAGGAUGAGAAGAUACAGACCCGAGAAGGGAAGCCCGCUGUGGACGCCCGCUAUGAAGCAGCCUGCAACAGGCUGGCCAACAAGGCAGUGCAGCGGGGCUCAGCUGACAAUGUCACCGUGAUGGUGGUGCGGAUAGGGCAUUGAGGGACGGUGUGUGCAGGGACACCGUGGUGUUGACCCAAAGGUUCAUCUUGUGUGUGCACAUUCUGUUUGUUUUGUGUGCUCCUAUGGGACCCCUGUGGUUGUAAAUAAAGGUUUCUUUUUUUUUUUCU
Molecule: messenger RNA, 1385 nt
Organism: Otolemur garnettii (small-eared galago)
Lineage: Eukaryota; Metazoa; Chordata; Mammalia; Primates; Galagidae
Gene: ILKAP
Product: ILK associated serine/threonine phosphatase
Exons: 11
Coding region: 103-1257 (384 amino acids)
Biological process (GO): protein dephosphorylation
Molecular function (GO): protein serine/threonine phosphatase activity; cation binding
Source: RefSeq, a predicted model, not a curated record